This is a messenger RNA of Anopheles maculipalpis, 1788 nucleotides long. Its product is annotated as peroxidase-like. The coding region runs from base 1 to 1788 and encodes 595 amino acids. Gene Ontology annotation, biological process: response to oxidative stress. Gene Ontology annotation, molecular function: peroxidase activity; heme binding. Lineage: Eukaryota; Metazoa; Arthropoda; Insecta; Diptera; Culicidae. The transcript is spliced from 4 exons. The record is from RefSeq and is a predicted model, not a curated record.
AUGGAGCCACGCGCAGCUCCAAUCGUGCUGUUUAUUCUACUGUGCGUAGCAAACUGGCAACAAGUGUUGGGUCAAUGUCCUCAAAACCCGUACCGAACGUUCGAUGGUUCGUGUAACAAUCUUCAAAAUCCCUCAUCGGGCGCUGCCAAUACACAAUUUACACGACUGAUUCCUGCCAAAUAUAGUGAUGGAAAAUCAAGGCCCGCCGUAGCAACUGACGGUAGUGAUCUUCCCAACCCUAGAGUGCUGUCCGUUGAGGUCUUCCAGGAGGGUGUGCAGAACAGUCCUGAGUUCUCGCUGGUUAACAUGCAGUUCGGACAGAUUGUAGCCCAUGAUAUGGCUCUUACGCGUGGAGUUCGAGAUCAAUUGCCAUGUUGCGCUAACGGUCGCUUACAACCCGCACGAGGACCACGAUGCCUCGCUAUUCCCGUCUCACCCGAUGAUCCUGUGUUCUCUGUACGUGGCAUUGAGUGCUUGGGAAUGAUCCGCACUCUAAACACUUGUGAUGAAGAUUCCUCUAAUUGCAACCGGGCGGAACAGAUCAAUGCUGUCACUUCCUUCUUGGAUCUGUCAGUCGUGUACGGAAAUUCUGCUCAAGAGGCCGCCCUGCUCCGAGAGCCCAACUCGGGUUUCUUGAAAGUUGAACAGCGUGAUGGUCAGGCAUGGCCACCAAGACAUCCGAAUGCGAGUACUACCUGCACACUGAGAACUCCGAACGAUGCAUGCUAUCUUACUGGGGAUGGACGAGCGAACCAAAGUCCUCAUUUGGCGAUACUUCAAAUUACAUUCGUACGGGAACACAAUCGCAUCGCUAGACUACUUCAGUCGCUCAACACCAACUUAUCAGCAGAGGAAAUAUUCCAACGUGCUCGAAGCAUCAACAUUGCCCAGUAUCAGCACAUCGUGUACUACGAAUGGCUGCCAAACUUCUUGGGCCAAAGCUUUAUGCUGCAGAAUCAAUUGAUUUAUGCUUCCAAAGGUCCAACGAACGACUACAGCUUUUCCACCGAUCCAUCCGUGAUUAACUCUCACACAACAGCUGCGUUCCGAUUUUUCCAUUCCUCCAUACAGGGCACUCUGAGACUCUAUGAGGAAAGCCGACGAUCGAUGUCCAAAGUUGACAUCAACGAUCACACUAACAACCCGAGCAUUCUGGAAGAAACGUUUGAACGAUAUCCUAGUCUGCUUCGUGGACUCACCACCCAGCCGAUGGGGCUGAACGAUGCCAGUUUCGAUCCUGCCACCAAACACUUCCUCUUCCGGUUCAACAACAUGUUCGGCACGGAUCUGAAAGCGAUCGACAUUCAACGCGGUCGCGAUCAUGGUCUGCCCGGAUACAACGACUUUUUGUUCUACUUCUUCCAGCAGCGUGCCUCUUCCUGGGCAGAUUACAACCGGUUUCUUAUACCAGGGGCGAUCGAGAAACUAAGCAUCUACUACAAAUCCGUGGACGAUCUUGAAUUGUCCGUUGGAUUGGCGUUCGAAAAGAAGAUUGACGGUACGGAAACGGGAUUGGUCCUGCAAAACAUUCUGCGCGAACAGUUCCUGCGCACCAGGAAGGCGGAUCGCUUUUUCUACGAAAAUGGAAACCAUUUAUCCACCGUACAGUUGGCGGAAAUUCGGAAAGUUAGCAUGGCAAAAAUCUUAUGCGCCAACUCGAUUCAGCUCCGGUUCAAUCAGCCUGAAGUAAAACAAAUACAGCCGGCCGUUUUCCUGCUGCCCUCCAAUACGAAUCAGCUUCGGGCAUGCUCUUCGUAUCAAACACCAAAUUUUAAAGUGUUUGUGUAA